AUGGGACAGCAACUCGCCCUCGGAGCCUUGUCGGACGCUGAUGCAACAGAGGGCGUUUAUGCUACGCCUCCAAUGCAGCUGGACGAGGCGCGAUCCGUCGCACGCCGCGCUCCGAAGCCGCCACUGCAAGCUUCCCGCCCAGAGCGCGAAGAAGCAAAAGGAAACGAUUUGCACCACGAGCCCGGCGAUGAUGAUUGUCUCCCCUCGGUGCCCCUCGUCGACGUUCUCGCUACCAGACAUGAUCGCGCCCGCCACUUGCGUCCCGAGACAGGCGACGUCGACCACAACGAAGAGUUUCGAGGCAAGCUUGCGCAUCAGCACGAGAUCUUCCACAUCGAGGACCCUCGCGAUGCGACGCGGGGACAUGAAGAUGCUGGCAGCAAGAAAGGGCGGCGCGGCCAGGAUCAGCAGGUUCUGGAUGAUGAAGGGCAGUGUUCGUCUCACGUCAUCGUGUGA
Cordyceps fumosorosea ARSEF 2679 is the source of this 456-nucleotide messenger RNA. RefSeq lists its product as hypothetical. The record is from RefSeq and is a predicted model, not a curated record. The coding region runs from base 1 to 456 and encodes 151 amino acids. NCBI's taxonomy places the organism in Eukaryota, Fungi, Ascomycota, Sordariomycetes, Hypocreales, Cordycipitaceae. The transcript has 2 exons.